Messenger RNA from Trichoderma virens Gv29-8, 1010 nucleotides. RefSeq lists its product as uncharacterized. The transcript is spliced from 4 exons. The record is from RefSeq and is a predicted model, not a curated record. The coding region runs from base 1 to 804 and encodes 267 amino acids. Lineage: Eukaryota; Fungi; Ascomycota; Sordariomycetes; Hypocreales; Hypocreaceae.
AUGCUCAACCCUCACGAGUCCCUGGGCAUCGCCCAAAUCGUCUUCUACGUGCCCAUCGUCCCAACCGCAAUCUGGCUCAUGAAGCGCAACGGCAAAAUCCGCCCACGCCUCGCCUGGUGGCCUCUGAUCCCCUUUAGUCUGAUGCGUCUCGCCGGUGGCCCUGUCAUCAUCGCCUUCGAACAGAACCCCAGCAUCGGCCUCUACGUCGCAGCCAUCAUCCUCCUCAAUGUCGGCGUUGUUCCUCUCAUCAUUGCUACACUAGGCUACGUCCGCGUCGUGCUCCUCGACAACUACAGCUCCAAUCCUCGAGCCAACAAAAUCGGUGUCAUCAUGCGUCUCUGCAUCUUCGUCGCAAUCGGUCUCCUCGCUGCCGGCGGUGGCGUCAGUUCCAUCGGCACACCAUCCGCAAUGUCCACCAGCCGCACGCUCACUCUCGUCGGAUAUAUCGUCUUCGCCGUCAUGCUCGCCGUGCUCAUCUCCAUGAUGGCCUUUUUCUGGAGAAAGAAGCAGACCCUUCUCCCCAGCAGCCAAACCGUUUUACGUGGCGGUCUCCUCGCAUCCCCUUUCCUCAUCAUCCGCACCGUCUUCGGUCUCCUGGAAGUCGUCCUUCAAAACAGCGCCACCUCUCCCUUCAAUCCCAUCGAGGGUAAUGCCGUGGCGUUUGCACUGAUGGCUCUGCUGCCAGAGUAUAUCGUCGUACUCACUUACAUCUACACCGGCUUCUCGAUUCCCCCUGACCGAGGCGUCCCUUCUGCUCUAGAGGCAGAGAGAGUCACACAAGUCGCCGAUAAAAGCAACGUCUAAGCGGGCUUGAUUCUAGAUGCUCGUUUCUUAUAUAGACCAUGUAAUACGAUAAGCGGGAGACGUCUAGGGAGAUGGUUAGUUGAAGGGGUGCAAAUGCAUUGUCAGUAAAAGGAAAUACGGACAAGUAGCGCAUCCACGAUGCGAAAGUCUUGUUUAAAAGGAAAAUUGUUUCGGAUACCCCCUUAGCAUGCACAUAUAGUUAUCAC